AUGGCGUCGAGUGGCGGGGAACCUGGGACCUUAUUCGAUCAUCAUGUCCAGAAGGCUGUAUGCGACACGCGAGCCAAGUAUCGGGAGGGUCGCCGGCCCCGUGCUGUGAAAGUAUAUACAAUCAAUUUGGAGUCUCGGUACUUAUUAAUACAAGGAGUUCCUGCCGUGGGAGCCAUGAAGGAGUUGGUUGAGCGCUUCGCUUUAUAUGGUACAAUUGAACAGUAUAAUGCUUUAGAUGAGUACCCAGCAGAAGACUUCACAGAAGUUUAUCUAAUUAAAUUUCUAAAUUUACAGAGUGCAAGGACAGCCAAGAGAAAAAUGGAUGAACAGAGUUUCUUUGGUGGAUUGCUUCACGUGUGCUAUGCUCCAGAAUUCGAGACAAUUGAAGAAACUAGAAAAAAGUUACAAGAGAGAAGGGCUUAUAUAGCAAGAACUACUAAAAAGAAAGACCAUUUUAUGACAAAGAAGAAAUUGGUUACAAAACCUAAAGACACAAAAGAUUCUAGGCAGGAUUUUCACUCAGAGGCAUCUGGAUUUUGUGCAGCUGCUUUGAAUCCUUCUGCUGGAAACUCAAACCCUUAUCAUUGUGAAUUGCCCACAUGUUACUUCUCACACUGGACGUUUUCAUCAGGGGAGCAUGUGGACACAACAUCAGACCCCUCUCAGGAUGGUAGAAAGUGUGACCAAAUGGUGGAGCAUUAUAACUGCAGUAGCUCAUUGCCAAAAAUACACAGGGAAACUUUAAAAAGUCCAGUGGUCUUCCCGGGUGCACUGAAGGUCAGUACUCCUACAGAAGCAAUUGACAGAUUUAUGCCUCGGACAACACAACUGCAGCAACGGAAAAGGAGGAGAGAAGACGAUUGUAGACGUGGAACAUUUCUCCAAGCAAGCACAAGUAGUAAUGAGGUUAUGAUUGGACCUCAAUUACCAGACAUACCGAAAGUAGAUAUGCACGAUGACUCGUUGAAUACAACGGCAAACUUAAUUAGGAAUAAACUUAAAGAGGUAAUUUUACCAGUGCCAGAGCCUUCAGAGGACAAGCUGGAAGAUAAGCGUCCAAGUCAUCCAGUAAAGCAAAGAAGAAGAAUAUAG
Chrysochloris asiatica (Cape golden mole) is the source of this 1092-nucleotide messenger RNA. RefSeq names its product RNA binding motif protein 48 (gene RBM48). Lineage: Eukaryota; Metazoa; Chordata; Mammalia; Afrosoricida; Chrysochloridae. Gene Ontology annotation, molecular function: nucleic acid binding. Bases 1 to 1092 code for a protein of 363 amino acids. The transcript is spliced from 5 exons. The record is from RefSeq and is a predicted model, not a curated record. Gene Ontology annotation, cellular component: nucleoplasm.